AUGGCGGAUGAUUCGCACUUGGCCAAAAUGGUGGCAGUCAUGCAUUCUAUAUGGCUUCAGCGUAACAUAUAUGGCUUUGUGGGAGUCCAAGCUCAGCAUUAUAUUCCAAGCCGUGCCUGGAGCAACGCACGUACAACAUGGCUCUUUCUUGACUGCGUGAGCGAGAGGUUGUGCCAGAUGCUUUUUUCUUCAAUGACUGAGAUUUGUUCAUAUGAUGGUUUAGCUGUUUCAGCAUUUUCAUCAUUUGCUAAUGCCUAUGAUCCAAGCCCUCUUCAAGACUUCUGUGUUGCGGCAAAUGACCCCAAAACCACUGUUUUUGUUAAUGGAAGAGUUUGCAAAGACCCAAAACUUGUAACUCCAGAAGAUUUCUUCACAACAGGUCUUAAUGCUUCCACAUUACCGGCAGCAUUCCCCGGCUCAACAUUUAGUUCGGCUAGUAUUAACAAUUUACCUGCAUUAAACACACUUGGUCUCACUUUGGUUCGCAAUGACUAUGUGGUUGGUACUGUUGUUCCACCCCACAUUCACCCUCGAGCAACUGAGCUUGCCAUUGUCUUGGAAGGUACUUUCUACUUUGGAUUUGUAACGGCUGAUCCAAGCGAUCCGACAAAGAAUCGAGUCUAUGCAAAAACGUACAACGUUGGAGAUGUUUUUGUUACCCCUCAAGGUCUUAUUCACUUUGGGGCUAACAUUGGAGCUGGGAAUGGAAGUACUUAUGCAGUUUUCAAUAGCCAAAGUCCUGGGUUUAAUUUUGUAUCGGAUCAGCUUUUUAGAUCUGACCCGCCCAUCUUAGAUGAUGUAUUAGCCAAAUCUUUUCGUGUGGAUGAGAAAGUGAUAAAGCAAAUUAGAGCACAAUUCUCUUAG
Messenger RNA from Ipomoea nil (Japanese morning glory), 864 nucleotides. Its product is annotated as germin-like protein subfamily 1 member 17. Gene Ontology annotation, cellular component: cell wall. The transcript is spliced from 3 exons. The record is from RefSeq and is a predicted model, not a curated record. Bases 1 to 864 code for a protein of 287 amino acids. Gene Ontology annotation, molecular function: manganese ion binding. Lineage: Eukaryota; Viridiplantae; Streptophyta; Magnoliopsida; Solanales; Convolvulaceae.